GUCGAGGAGCGUGGAACGUCACGAGAUGUCAGCGUGAGCAAUCUCGGCCGGGCACCUGCAGAGAAACGUAGCGGGCGGACCCGUCACCGCCGUGACUCGGCGGGCCGACAAUGCUCCUACGUCGUCCUCCGGACUGAGCUUCCUGGUACGUGAGUCAGGAUCGCCGGAACCGCCGGGCGGCCUCGGUGGCCUCGCGGCGAGGAUGAGCGCCAAGAUAUCGGCGGCCAGUCGCGACGGCGCGGCACAGUCAACGGCGAGCCAUCGCACCGCGAGAUCGUCGCCCGUCAAGAGGCCGCUGUCGCCGGAGGCCACUGGCAUUGCCGAGAGAUCGCCGAAGCGUGCAGCUGUUUCGGAGUUGAAAUCGUCCUCGAACGGAACUUCCGGCCGAUCGUCAUCUGAAGAAGUCAGCGAGAUGCCAGUUCUAACGAGAGUUUGUUCUCCUGCGACAUUGCCGAGGCUCAAGAGAUUCCGAUUUCGACCCAUCGAUGCGCCGACCGCAGGACCGUGCCACGACGUAAGCACCAUCGACGUGAACUCCAAUAAUCACCAUCACCAUCACCACCAUCAUCACCGCGGGCACAACCAGCACGAACAUCGGCCUCAAGACCGAAUUCCAUCGUCCUCCUCGAUGUCUACCCUGCUAUGCUGCGAGCCAGUAUCGGCUGGCCGGCCUCGGGCCAAUCUGAAGCUCGUGCUGAACCGCAGCCUGAGCGAGCCAGGACCGAGUCCCUGCGCCUUCCCGGUACCGCCGAACGCCCCGCCGAUCGCCGUUAGCAAUAACAACAGCAACUGCAAUUCCGCCGAACCGCCGUCGAUCGUGAUCAGCGAGGAGGCGAACGGCGACGACGAAAACGAUAACGUCCACCGCCGUGGCUUCCAUCAUCUCUACCACCACCACCACCAUCUACACCAUCAUCUUCACCACCUUCAUCAUCAUCAGCACCUGUCGGUGACCACGAAGCGCUGCAAACUGGAGACUGCCAGCCUGCCUACCAGCCCCUGCGCCGAGAACGGCCUUCAUCGCCAGCUAGUGCUAAGCAAGACCCGCGUCAUUACCGCCGACGACCUCGCCCAGCGUCUCGUGCAUCUCGUCGAGCGACCCUCCGCCGUUCCGCCCGUGAUUCUGGACUGCAGACCGUUUAUAUUGUACAACGUCAAUCACGUACGCGGUGCCAUCAAUGUCAACUGCUCGGAUCGCUUCAACCGGCGCAGACUCCAGCUGGGGAAGGCCACUCUCGCCGAUCUCGCAACCGCUCGCGAGGGCAAAGAACUGCUCAGGAAGAGACAGUUCAAGGAAGUCAUAGUGUAUGACGACUGCACCGACGACCUGGAGCACCUGCCCGCUCAGCACCCGCUGUUCCUGGUACUUGCUGCACUUGUGGACGACGAUCGGGAGCCGGCUGUGUUAAUCGGCGGACACCGGGAGUUUCACAGGCGGCACCGAGAGCUAUGCGAGGACACGCUCCUGCCGAACGGCGCCGCCGCCGCAGCCGCUGCCGCCGCCGCCGCCGCCGAUCCGUCGACGACGACGGUGAGCGGCUGCACGAGUCCUGGACCAGGUUGUCCCGUGCUGAGCAUCUCCGGCCCGCAGACUCCGCAGCCGGCCGACAUCGACAACCACCCGGCGUCCCGCGUGCUGCCGUUCCUGUACCUCGGUAACGGCAGGGACGCCGCCGAUCUGCAGCUACUGCGCGCCCUCGGCGCGACCCGGGUGCUGAACGUCACCUCGCAGCUGCCCGGCUACCACGAGGAGCGGGGUAUCACGUACAGGCAGAUACCCGCCUCGGAUUCCGGUCAUCAGAACCUCAAGCAGUACUUCGAGGAAGCGUUCGAUUUUAUCGAGGAAGCGCGGAAGGCCGGAAGCAGCGUGCUGGUGCACUGUCAAGCUGGCGUGUCGCGCAGCGCAACAAUCGCGAUCGCUUACAUAAUGCGGCACAAAGGCCUGUCGAUGGUGGAGGCGUACAAACUGGUGAAGAACGCGCGUCCGAUCAUCAGCCCGAACCUGAACUUCAUGGGUCAGCUGUUGGAGCUCGAGCAGGGCCUGCGAGCGUCCGGCGACGUCGCCAACUCCGCGCCGGAGGAGCCCACGACGUCGACGACGACGACGACGUCGACGGCAACGACGGCGACGACGACGGGCAGUUGUCACCAGUGCAGGUGGAGUCAUCAGCCUAACAGCGAAGAGGUAGUCACCUCCGGCUGCAGCGUCUGAG
This is a messenger RNA of Wasmannia auropunctata (little fire ant), 2213 nucleotides long. Its product is annotated as dual specificity protein phosphatase 10. Gene Ontology annotation, biological process: protein dephosphorylation; negative regulation of MAPK cascade. NCBI's taxonomy places the organism in Eukaryota, Metazoa, Arthropoda, Insecta, Hymenoptera, Formicidae. The record is from RefSeq and is a predicted model, not a curated record. Gene Ontology annotation, cellular component: cytosol; cytoplasm. The transcript has 6 exons. The coding region runs from base 203 to 2212 and encodes 669 amino acids. Gene Ontology annotation, molecular function: MAP kinase tyrosine/serine/threonine phosphatase activity; protein tyrosine/threonine phosphatase activity.